CCGAUCACUAAAAAUAUGGAAGGGAAUGAAAAUGGCCAGGCACAAGGCACCGGUGCAGUAGCUGGAGUCUUCCUGGAGAAGACAAAGCAGAAGAUAACAAUAUAUCAGGCCAUGAAGAAACGUCUACUGAAGCCUGGCACAGCAUUGGCCCUGUUGGAGGCCCAGGCUGCCACUGAGGGAAUCAUAGACCUUAUCAACAACCGGAAACUUCCAGUAGAAGAUGCUGUCAAGGAAGGAAUAAUUGGACCUGAGAUGAGAGAAAAACUCCUUGUUGCUGAGAGAGCCAUUGAUGGUUACAUAGAUCCUUAUACAAAUGAAAAAAUGUCUGUAUUUCAAGCCAUACAAAAGGAUGUGAUUCCAAAAAAUUACGGAUCACGGUUGCUUGAGGCACAGAUAUCCACAAAAGGCCUAUUUGACCCAGUUGAAAAAAAACAUGUUUCAGUGUACUCAGCGAUUGAGAAGGGACACUAUGAAAAAGGUUUACUCUCUGACCAGAUGGAAGACCUUAAAGUUUUCUAUGAUCCAAACUCACAAGAAAAUCUUAACUACUCACAUCUGAUAGAGAAAUGCGUAGUGGAUCCUGACACUGGCUUACUGCUGCUCCCAGUAUGCAUCACCUUCAAAGGCCUGCGAAGGGGGGUGUCCUCCACUGAGCUCCUGGCAGCAAACAUCAUUGACAAAGAGACCUAUGACGACCUGCAGGAAGGCAAAACAACCACUCAGGAUGUGAUGCUCAUGGAGACUGUGAAAGAGUACCUGGAAGGUAAAGGAGGUAUCUCUGGUGUAGCUAUGCUCUCGUCCAAUCAGAGAAUGAGUAUCUAUCAAGCCAUGAAGAAGGGCAUUCUUAUGCCUGGAACAGCUCUAGUUCUUCUUGAGGCACAGGCUGCCACUGGUUUUAUGAUUGACCCUGUUCAGAACAAGAAAUUCAGCGUGGACGAGGCUAUUAAAAACAAAGUUGUGGGCCCUGACUACCAUGCUAAACUGCUUUCGGCUGAGCGGGCAGUCACAGGAUACAAAGACCCCUACACAAGUGAAACAAUAUCCCUGUUUCAGGCAUUGUCAAAGGACCUAAUCGUGAAGGAGCAUGGAAUUCGCUUACUGGAAGCUCAAAUCGCCACAGGAGGAAUAAUUGAUCCCAUCAACAGUCACAGACUUCCUGUGGAUGUGGCCUACAAGCGAGGUUUCUUUGAUGAAAACAUGAAUGCAAUACUUGCAGACUCAGGAGAUGACACCAAAGGAUUCUUUGAUCCAAACACAAAGGAAAAUCUGACAUACCUUCAGCUGAUGGGACGAUGUGUCAUCGACCCAGCCACUGGACUCUGCCUGCUUCCUCUUAUGGAACAGUCAGGUGGUCGGAAUCAUAAUUUCAUCGACUAUCAAACCAAACUUAACUUCAAAGAAGUGAGAGUGAGUGUGACUUGUGGGAAGUACAUGGGAAUGAUUGUAUCCCUUUGGGAAUUGCUGAUGUCAGAAUACUUCAACGAACAUCAGAGGAAAGACAUCAUUCGGCAAUACACACAGGGACACCUUACAAUGAAGAUGAUGAUCAGAAAAAUUAUGGAGGUUAUAGAGCAAUCAGUGAAAAGAACCAACGUCGUCUUUGAAGGAAUCCGGGAGACUGUCACAGCAAAGCAGCUGGUAGAGGCAGAUAUCAUUAGUGAGAAUAUCCUGGAGGAACUCAACAAGGGGAAGAAGACAGUGAAGGAGGUCACAGAGGAUGAAACUGUUCAAAUGUACUUACAAGGGAAAGACAGCAUUGCAGGUGUUUUGCUUCCUGAUUCUCAGAUCAUGACAAUCUACCAGGCCAGACAAAAGGGAAAGCUAAUGCCAGGAACUGCACUGAUUCUACUGGAAGCUCAAGCAGCAACAGGCUUCAUCAUUGACCCUAUUGCCAAUAGAAAGUUUUCAGUGGAUGAGGCAGUGAAGGCAAACAUAGUGGGACCUGACCUUCAUGGAAAGCUGCGUUCAGCGGAGAAAGCAGUGACUGGUUACAAAGAUCCAUACACUGGCAAAACCAUCUCUCUGUUCCAAGCCAUGCAGAAAGACCUCAUCUUACAAGACCAUGGAAUUCGUCUGCUGGAGGCACAGAUUGCCACUGGAGGAAUCAUUGACCCUCUUAACAGCCAUCGUAUUCCUGUCCAUGUAGCAUACAAGAGGGGAUAUUUCAAUGAGGAAAUGAAUCAGAUUCUUGAUGAUCCAAGUGAUGACACUAAGGGCUUCUUUGAUCCCAACACUCAUGAAAACCUCACAUACCUGAAGCUCAUGGCUAGGUGUGUCACUGAUCCAAGCACAGGCCUUUGUCUUCUGCCCCUCAAAGGCAAAAGCAACAGGGUCAACAUACAAGAUCACAUAAAGGAGACAUUCCAAGCUACAAAUGUCACUGUUAAGUAUGGCAGGUUCAGCUGCAAGCAUGUAACACUCUGGGAUCUCAUCAACUCUGAAUAUCUGUGUGAGGACAAAAGGCAGGAGUUAUUCAAACUGUACAAGUCAAGGAUGAUCACAAUCAAGGAAAUCAUUGUAAUUAUCCUGGAAAUCAUUGAAUGCAAGGAGAUAAAGUGGCAAGCUGGUCUUAACUUUGAGGGUCUGAGGGGGAAUGUUUCUGUUGUGGACCUUUUGAGGUUGGAAAUUGUGGAUGAAAAGACAUACAAAAGUCUGAUUGAAGGGAAACUGACCAACAAGGAUAUACUGAAGAUAGACACAGUUAGAACCUAUCUGAGAGGAAACAGCUGUGUAGCCGGGGUGAUACUCCAACCCUCCAGUCAAAAACUGAGCAUCUAUGAGGCCAAGAAAAAGGGAAUCCUGACUCCUGGUACUGCGCUAUCUCUUCUGGAAGCGCAAGCUGCCACAGGCUUUAUCAUUGACCCUCUCCAUAACCAGAAACUGACUGUGGAUCAUGCUCUGAAAGAGAAGAUAAUUGGCCCAGAACUGUACGAAAAGCUCUUAUCAGCAGAGAAGGCAGUAACUGGCUACAUAGACCCCUACACUGACAAAAAGAUCUCACUCUUUCAAGCCAUGAAGAAAGAUCUGAUCCUGCAGCAGCAUGGCAUUCGUUUACUUGAAGCCCAGAUUGCAACAGGUGGCAUCAUUGACCCAUUGAAGUGUCUGCAUUUGCCCCUUCAAGUUGCUUACAGAAUGGGAUACUUUGAUGUAGAGCUUAAUCAAAUCCUGACAGAUCCCAGUGAUGACACCAAGGGAUUUUUUGACCCAAGGACACAAGCAAACUUGACCUACAUGGAAAUGAUGGAGCAGUGCAUAAAGGACCCAGAGACGGGUCUGUUUCUUCUGCCACUGAUGGACAAAACUAAAACACAGGAUGAAACUGAAAAAAUGUACUCAGACGCUGAGAUUAAACAGGAGUUUGAAAAGACUACUGUUAGCAUAUCAGUAGGGCGUUAUUCAGGAAAGACGGUCUCUCUUUGGUAUUUGAUUCACUCUGGAUACUUUACUGAUGAUCAGAGACUCCAGUUCCUUGAAAAAUACAGAACAAAGAAGAUAACCAUACAAGUAAUAAUCACUUUGGUCAUUUCUACCAUUACAAAAUUGGAAGAGAACAAAACUCUGAAAACAACAAUAGGUUUGAGAAAGCCGGUCUCUGCAAAACAACUAUUGAAAUCAAGCAUAAUCGAUGCCAAUACCUUCAGGAGUUUGGAGGAAGGAAAAGUAACUCUUGAACAAGUGACCAAACUGGAAUCUGUGAAACAAUACCUAAGGGGUACAGGAAGUGUUGCUGGUGUCCAGAUUCUUCCAUCCAAAAAAGUCAUGAGCAUUUAUGAGGCAAAGACACAAGGUUUGCUAACACCUGGUACUGCACUGAAACUGCUUGAGGCUCAGGCUGCAACAGGGUUUGUCAUCGAUCCAAUCAAGAACAAAUAUCUAUCUGUUGAUGAGGCCGCAAGAGAACGACUAAUUGGACUAGAAAUACAUGAAAAACUACUCUCAGCUGAACGAGCAGUCACUGGAUAUGUAGAUCCAUACACAGAUGACACAAUAUCUUUAUUUGAAGCCAUGAAAAAAGAUCUGAUCGAGAAAGGCCAUGGGAUACAUCUGCUAGAAGCACAAAUUGCAACAGGGGGAAUAAUUGACCCAGUCAACAGCUACAGGAUACCUUCUCAUGUCGCCAAGAAAAAUGGCUACCUUGAUGAAGAAACAAGUGAAGUAAUGUCUAAUCCAAAUGAUGACACAAAAGGAUUCAUUGACCCCAGCACCAAGGAAAACCUAACAUACCUUCAGUUAAGAGAGAGAUGUGAAAAGGAUUCUCAUACAGGACUUUUACUCCUACCAUUACAUGUAGAAGCUGGAGGUGACUUUCACACAGAUGAACAAACAGAGCAGGAAUUCAAAGACAAAAUUGUGGUGAUAAAUGCAGGUAAAUUUGAAGACAAACAAGUGUCAAUGUGGGAUGUGUUAAUCUCUGAAUACAUUUCAAAACUGAAGAGAGAGCAGCUCUUGAAACAGUACAGGACAAGCUCAUUGACAAUGAAAGAGAUAAUAGAAAUAGUCAUCAUAAUAAUACAGGAAGUGACAUCAAAAAAAAUAAAGUUCAAAGGACUGAGGAAGCAGGUAUCAGCAAGUGAGCUUUAUGAGUCACAAAUCAUAUCAAAGGAACUCUUCACUCAGAUUAUCCAUGGAGAAGUUACUGAAGAGACAGUAGGGGAAAUGGAAUCUAUUCAAAAGUACCUUGGGGCAACAAAUUCCAUUGCAGGAGUAAGAAUUGAAUCCACCAAAGAGAUAAUGAGCAUCUAUGAGGCCAAAUCCAAAGGUCUUCUAACUCCUGGAACCUCUCUGGUUCUGCUGGAGGCUCAAGCUGCCACUGGAUUUGUCAUUGACCCAGUGAAGAACAAGAAGCUCUCUGUAGAAGAGGCAGCCGCUCAAGGUGUGGUUGGGAACGAGUGGAAGAACAAACUGCUCUCAGCAGAGAGGGCAGUCACUGGAUACAAGGAUCCCUACACAGGCAACACAAUUUCCUUGUUCCAGGCCUUGAAAAAGGAUCUAAUUGUCAAGGACCAUGGAAUUCGCCUUCUUGAGGCACAGAUUGCAACUGGUGGAAUUAUCGAUCCAGUGUACAGUCAUAGAGUGCCAGUAGAGGUGGCGUACCAGAGAGGAUACUUUGAUGAGGAAAUGAACCAGAUCCUCGAUGACCCUGACGAUGACACCAAGGGCUUUUUUGACCCCAACACACAAGAGAACCUUACCUACCUGCAGCUUGUGGAGAGGUGUGUGACAGACCCAGAUACUGGCCUUAGCUUACUCGUAAUUGUCAAAAAAGGAGAGUUUUACUUCUUCAUUGAUGAGCAAACCAAGAACAUUCUAAAGGCUAUGACAACAACUAAGGCCGGAGGCAAAUUUCAAGGACAGAAAGUAUCUCUAUGGGAUCUCCUCUACUCAAAAUAUAUCACAGAGGAGAGAAGGAGAGAGCUUGUGCAGCAGUAUAAAUCUGGAGCAAUCACUAUUGAACGCUUCAUGGAGAUUAUCCUAGCAAGUAUUCAACAAAAGACUACCACCACAAUAACCACAACAUCUUCAGUGUCAACAUGCACACCACCACCUGACACAAAGUCAGAGAAAACAACCAUUACCACAACAACAACAGAGACAAGCUUCCAUGGUAUCAGGAAGAAUGUCACAGCUGGCGAGCUGCUUGCCUCAAAAAUCAUUGACAAGAGACUCUAUGAAGACCUCAACACAGGAAAAGUCACAGUGAACCAAGUGAGUGAAAUGGACUCAGUACACAAGUACUUGGAGGGAACUAAUAGCAUUGCAGGUGUAUAUGUUCAGUCCACCAAACAGACCAUGAGCAUCUACGAGGCCAAAUCCAAAGGUCUUCUAACUCCUGGAACCUCUCUGGUUCUGCUGGAGGCUCAAGCUGCCACUGGAUUUGUCAUUGACCCAGUGAAGAACAAGAAGCUCUCUGUAGAAGAGGCAGCCGCUCAAGGUGUGGUUGGGAAAGAGUGGAAGAACAAACUGCUUUCAGCAGAGAGGGCAGUCACUGGAUACAAGGAUCCCUACACAGGCAACACAAUUUCCUUGUUCCAGGCCUUGAAAAAGGAUCUAAUUGUCAAGGACCAUGGAAUUCGCCUUCUUGAGGCACAGAUUGCAACUGGUGGAAUCAUCGAUCCAGUGUACAGUCAUAGAGUGCCAGUAGAGGUGGCGUACCAGAGAGGAUACUUUGAUGAGGAAAUGAACCAGAUCCUCGAUGACCCUGACGAUGACACCAAGGGCUUUUUUGACCCCAACACACAAGAGAACCUUACCUACCUGCAGCUUGUGGAGAGGUGUGUGACAGACCCAGAUACUGGCCUUAGCUUACUCGUAAUUGUCAAAAAAGGAGAGUUUUACUUCUUCAUUGAUGAGCAAACCAAGAACAUUCUAAAGGCUAUGACAACAACUAAGGCCGGAGGCAAAUUUCAAGGACAGAAAGUAUCUCUAUGGGAUCUCCUCUACUCAAAAUAUAUCACAGAGGAGAGAAGGAGAGAGCUUGUGCAGCAGUAUAAAUCUGGAGCAAUCACUAUUGAACGCUUCAUGGAGAUUAUCCUAGCAAGUAUUCAACAAAAGACUACCACCACAAUAACCACAACAUCUUCAGUGUCAACAUGCACACCACCACCUGACACAAAGUCAGAGAAAACAACCAUUACCACAACAACAACAGAGACAAGCUUCCAUGGUAUCAGGAAGAAUGUCACCGCUGGCGAGCUGCUUGCCUCAAAAAUCAUUGACAAGAGACUCUAUGAAGACCUCAACACAGGAAAAGUCACAGUGAACCAAGUGAGUGAAAUGGACUCAGUACAAAAGUACUUGGAGGGAACUAAUAGCAUUGCAGGUGUAUAUGUUCAGUCCACCAAACAGACCAUGAGCAUCUACGAGGCCAAAUCCAAAGGUCUUCUAACUCCUGGAACCUCUCUGGUUCUGCUGGAGGCUCAAGCUGCCACUGGAUUUGUCAUUGACCCAGUGAAGAACAAGAAGCUCUCUGUAGAAGAGGCAGCCGCUCAAGGUGUGGUUGGGAACGAGUGGAAGAACAAACUGCUUUCAGCAGAGAGGGCAGUCACUGGAUACAAGGAUCCCUACACAGGCAACACAAUUUCCUUGUUCCAGGCCUUGAAAAAGGAUCUAAUUGUCAAGGACCAUGGAAUUCGCCUUCUUGAGGCACAGAUUGCAACUGGUGGAAUUAUCGAUCCAGUGUACAGUCAUAGAGUGCCAGUAGAGGUGGCGUACCAGAGAGGAUACUUUGAUGAGGAAAUGAACCAGAUCCUCGAUGACCCUGACGAUGACACCAAGGGCUUUUUUGACCCCAACACACAAGAGAACCUUACCUACCUGCAGCUUGUGGAGAGGUGUGUGACAGACCCAGAUACUGGCCUUAGCUUACUCGUAAUUGUCAAAAAAGGAGAGUUUUACUUCUUCAUUGAUGAGCAAACCAAGAACAUUCUAAAGGCUAUGACAACAACUAAGGCCGGAGGCAAAUUUCAAGGACAGAAAGUAUCUCUAUGGGAUCUCCUCUACUCAAAAUAUAUCACAGAGGAGAGAAGGAGAGAGCUUGUGCAGCAGUAUAAAUCUGGAGCAAUCACUAUUGAACGCUUCAUGGAGAUUAUCCUAGCAAGUAUUCAACAAAAGACUACCACCACAAUAACCACAACAUCUUCAGUGUCAACAUGCACACCACCACCUGACACAAAGUCAGAGAAAACAACCAUUACCACAACAACAACAGAGACAAGCUUCCAUGGUAUCAGGAAGAAUGUCACAGCUGGCGAGCUGCUUGCCUCAAAAAUCAUUGACAAGAAACUCUAUGAAGACCUCAACACAGGAAAAGUCACAGUGAACCAAGUGAGUGAAAUGGACUCAGUACACAAGUACUUGGAGGGAACUAAUAGCAUUGCAGGUGUAUAUGUUCAGUCCACCAAACAGACCAUGAGCAUCUACGAGGCCAAAUCCAAAGGUCUUCUAACUCCUGGAACCUCUCUGGUUCUGCUGGAGGCUCAAGCUGCCACUGGAUUUGUCAUUGACCCAGUGAAGAACAAGAAGCUCUCUGUAGAAGAGGCAGCCGCUCAAGGUGUGGUUGGGAACGAGUGGAAGAACAAACUGCUUUCAGCAGAGAGGGCAGUCACUGGAUACAAGGAUCCCUACACAGGCAACACAAUUUCCUUGUUCCAGGCCUUGAAAAAGGAUCUAAUUGUCAAGGACCAUGGAAUUCGCCUUCUUGAGGCACAGAUUGCAACUGGUGGAAUCAUCGAUCCAGUGUACAGUCAUAGAGUGCCAGUAGAGGUGGCGUACCAGAGAGGAUACUUUGAUGAGGAAAUGAACCAGAUCCUCGAUGACCCUGACGAUGACACCAAGGGCUUUUUUGACCCCAACACACAAGAGAACCUUACCUACCUGCAGCUUGUGGAGAGGUGUGUGACAGACCCAGAUACUGGCCUUAGCUUACUCGUAAUUGUCAAAAAAGGAGAGUUUUACUUCUUCAUUGAUGAGCAAACCAAGAACAUUCUAAAGGCUAUGACAACAACUAAGGCCGGAGGCAAAUUUCAAGGACAGAAAGUAUCUCUAUGGGAUCUCCUCUACUCAAAAUAUAUCACAGAGGAGAGAAGGAGAGAGCUUGUGCAGCAGUAUAAAUCUGGAGCAAUCACUAUUGAACGCUUCAUGGAGAUUAUCCUAGCAAGUAUUCAACAAAAGACUACCACCACAAUAACCACAACAUCUUCAGUGUCAACAUGCACACCACCACCUGACACAAAGUCAGAGAAAACAACCAUUACCACAACAACAACAGAGACAAGCUUCCAUGGUAUCAGGAAGAAUGUCACCGCUGGCGAGCUGCUUGCCUCAAAAAUCAUUGACAAGAGACUCUAUGAAGACCUCAACACAGGAAAAGUCACAGUGAACCAAGUGAGUGAAAUGGACUCAGUACAAAAGUACUUGGAGGGAACUAAUAGCAUUGCAGGUGUAUAUGUUCAGUCCACCAAACAGACCAUGAGCAUCUACGAGGCCAAAUCCAAAGGUCUUCUAACUCCUGGAACCUCUCUGGUUCCUGAGGCUCAAGCUGCCACUGGAUUUGUCAUUGACCCAGUGAAGAACAAGAAGCUCUCUGUAGAAGAGGCAGCCGCUCAAGGUGUGGUUGGGAAAGAGUGGAAGAACAAACUGCUUUCAGCAGAGAGGGCAGUCACUGGAUACAAGGAUCCCUACACAGGCAACACAAUUUCCUUGUUCCAGGCCUUGAAAAAGGAUCUAAUUGUCAAGGACCAUGGAAUUCGCCUUCUUGAGGCACAGAUUGCAACUGGUGGAAUCAUCGAUCCAGUGUACAGUCAUAGAGUGCCAGUAGAGGUGGCGUACCAGAGAGGAUACUUUGAUGAGGAAAUGAACCAGAUCCUCGAUGACCCUGACGAUGACACCAAGGGCUUUUUUGACCCCAACACACAAGAGAACCUUACCUACCUGCAGCUUGUGGAGAGGUGUGUGACAGACCCAGAUACUGGCCUUAGCUUACUCGUAAUUGUCAAAAAAGGAGAGUUUUACUUCUUCAUUGAUGAGCAAACCAAGAACAUUCUAAAGGCUAUGACAACAACUAAGGCCGGAGGCAAAUUUCAAGGACAGAAAGUAUCUCUAUGGGAUCUCCUCUACUCAAAAUAUAUCACAGAGGAGAGAAGGAGAGAGCUUGUGCAGCAGUAUAAAUCUGGAGCAAUCACUAUUGAACGCUUCAUGGAGAUUAUCCUAGCAAGUAUUCAACAAAAGACUACCACCACAAUAACCACAACAUCUUCAGUGUCAACAUGCACACCACCACCUGACACAAAGUCAGAGAAAACAACCAUUACCACAACAACAACAGAGACAAGCUUCCAUGGUAUCAGGAAGAAUGUCACCGCUGGCGAGCUGCUUGCCUCAAAAAUCAUUGACAAGAGACUCUAUGAAGACCUCAACACAGGAAAAGUCACAGUGAACCAAGUGAGUGAAAUGGACUCAGUACAAAAGUACUUGGAGGGAACUAAUAGCAUUGCAGGUGUAUAUGUUCAGUCCACCAAACAGACCAUGAGCAUCUACGAGGCCAAAUCCAAAGGUCUUCUAACUCCUGGAACCUCUCUGGUUCUGCUGGAGGCUCAAGCUGCCACUGGAUUUGUCAUUGACCCAGUGAAGAACAAGAAGCUCUCUGUAGAAGAGGCAGCCGCUCAAGGUGUGGUUGGGAACGAGUGGAAGAACAAACUGCUUUCAGCAGAGAGGGCAGUCACUGGAUACAAGGAUCCCUACACAGGCAACACAAUUUCCUUGUUCCAGGCCUUGAAAAAGGAUCUAAUUGUCAAGGACCAUGGAAUUCGCCUUCUUGAGGCACAGAUUGCAACUGGUGGAAUCAUCGAUCCAGUGUACAGUCAUAGAGUGCCAGUAGAGGUGGCGUACCAGAGAGGAUACUUUGAUGAGGAAAUGAACCAGAUCCUCGAUGACCCUGACGAUGACACCAAGGGCUUUUUUGACCCCAACACACAAGAGAACCUUACCUACCUGCAGCUUGUGGAGAGGUGUGUGACAGACCCAGAUACUGGCCUUAGCUUACUCGUAAUUGUCAAAAAAGGAGAGUUUUACUUCUUCAUUGAUGAGCAAACCAAGAACAUUCUAAAGGCUAUGACAACAACUAAGGCCGGAGGCAAAUUUCAAGGACAGAAAGUAUCUCUAUGGGAUCUCCUCUACUCAAAAUAUAUCACAGAGGAGAGAAGGAGAGAGCUUGUGCAGCAGUAUAAAUCUGGAGCAAUCACUAUUGAACGCUUCAUGGAGAUUAUCCUAGCAAGUAUUCAACAAAAGACUACCACCACAAUAACCACAACAUCUUCAGUGUCAACAUGCACACCACCACCUGACACAAAGUCAGAGAAAACAACCAUUACCACAACAACAACAGAGACAAGCUUCCAUGGUAUCAGGAAGAAUGUCACCGCUGGCGAGCUGCUUGCCUCAAAAAUCAUUGACAAGAGACUCUAUGAAGACCUCAACACAGGAAAAGUCACAGUGAACCAAGUGAGUGAAAUGGACUCAGUACAAAAGUACUUGGAGGGAACUAAUAGCAUUGCAGGUGUAUAUGUUCAGUCCACCAAACAGACCAUGAGCAUCUACGAGGCCAAAUCCAAAGGUCUUCUAACUCCUGGAACCUCUCUGGUUCUGCUGGAGGCUCAAGCUGCCACUGGAUUUGUCAUUGACCCAGUGAAGAACAAGAAGCUCUCUGUAGAAGAGGCAGCCGCUCAAGGUGUGGUUGGGAACGAGUGGAAGAACAAACUGCUUUCAGCAGAGAGGGCAGUCACUGGAUACAAGGAUCCCUACACAGGCAACACAAUUUCCUUGUUCCAGGCCUUGAAAAAGGAUCUAAUUGUCAAGGACCAUGGAAUUCGCCUUCUUGAGGCACAGAUUGCAACUGGUGGAAUCAUCGAUCCAGUGUACAGUCAUAGAGUGCCAGUAGAGGUGGCGUACCAGAGAGGAUACUUUGAUGAGGAAAUGAACCAGAUCCUCGAUGACCCUGACGAUGACACCAAGGGCUUUUUUGACCCCAACACACAAGAGAACCUUACCUACCUGCAGCUUGUGGAGAGGUGUGUGACAGACCCAGAUACUGGCCUUAGCUUACUCGUAAUUGUCAAAAAAGGAGAGUUUUACUUCUUCAUUGAUGAGCAAACCAAGAACAUUCUAAAGGCUAUGACAACAACUAAGGCCGGAGGCAAAUUUCAAGGACAGAAAGUAUCUCUAUGGGAUCUCCUCUACUCAAAAUAUAUCACAGAGGAGAGAAGGAGAGAGCUUGUGCAGCAGUAUAAAUCUGGAGCAAUCACUAUUGAACGCUUCAUGGAGAUUAUCCUAGCAAGUAUUCAACAAAAGACUACCACCACAAUAACCACAACAUCUUCAGUGUCAACAUGCACACCACCACCUGACACAAAGUCAGAGAAAACAACCAUUACCACAACAACAACAGAGACAAGCUUCCAUGGUAUCAGGAAGAAUGUCACCGCUGGCGAGCUGCUUGCCUCAAAAAUCAUUGACAAGAGACUCUAUGAAGACCUCAACACAGGAAAAGUCACAGUGAACCAAGUGAGUGAAAUGGACUCAGUACACAAGUACUUGGAGGGAACUAAUAGCAUUGCAGGUGUAUAUGUUCAGUCCACCAAACAGACCAUGAGCAUCUACGAGGCCAAAUCCAAAGGUCUUCUAACUCCUGGAACCUCUCUGGUUCUGCUGGAGGCUCAAGCUGCCACUGGAUUUGUCAUUGACCCAGUGAAGAACAAGAAGCUCUCUGUAGAAGAGGCAGCCGCUCAAGGUGUGGUUGGGAACGAGUGGAAGAACAAACUGCUUUCAGCAGAGAGGGCAGUCACUGGAUACAAGGAUCCCUACACAGGCAACACAAUUUCCUUGUUCCAGGCCUUGAAAAAGGAUCUAAUUGUCAAGGACCAUGGAAUUCGCCUUCUUGAGGCACAGAUUGCAACUGGUGGAAUCAUCGAUCCAGUGUACAGUCAUAGAGUGCCAGUAGAGGUGGCGUACCAGAGAGGAUACUUUGAUGAGGAAAUGAACCAGAUCCUCGAUGACCCUGACGAUGACACCAAGGGCUUUUUUGACCCCAACACACAAGAGAACCUUACCUACCUGCAGCUUGUGGAGAGGUGUGUGACAGACCCAGAUACUGGCCUUAGCUUACUCGUAAUUGUCAAAAAAGGAGAGUUUUACUUCUUCAUUGAUGAGCAAACCAAGAACAUUCUAAAGGCUAUGACAACAACUAAGGCCGGAGGCAAAUUUCAAGGACAGAAAGUAUCUCUAUGGGAUCUCCUCUACUCAAAAUAUAUCACAGAGGAGAGAAGGAGAGAGCUUGUGCAGCAGUAUAAAUCUGGAGCAAUCACUAUUGAACGCUUCAUGGAGAUUAUCCUAGCAAGUAUUCAACAAAAGACUACCACCACAAUAACCACAACAUCUUCAGUGUCAACAUGCACACCACCACCUGACACAAAGUCAGAGAAAACAACCAUUACCACAACAACAACAGAGACAAGCUUCCAUGGUAUCAGGAAGAAUGUCACCGCUGGCGAGCUGCUUGCCUCAAAAAUCAUUGACAAGAGACUCUAUGAAGACCUCAACACAGGAAAAGUCACAGUGAACCAAGUGAGUGAAAUGGACUCAGUACAAAAGUACUUGGAGGGAACUAAUAGCAUUGCAGGUGUAUAUGUUCAGUCCACCAAACAGACCAUGAGCAUCUACGAGGCCAAAUCCAAAGGUCUUCUAACUCCUGGAACCUCUCUGGUUCUGCUGGAGGCUCAAGCUGCCACUGGAUUUGUCAUUGACCCAGUGAAGAACAAGAAGCUCUCUGUAGAAGAGGCAGCCGCUCAAGGUGUGGUUGGGAACGAGUGGAAGAACAAACUGCUUUCAGCAGAGAGGGCAGUCACUGGAUACAAGGAUCCCUACACAGGCAACACAAUUUCCUUGUUCCAGGCCUUGAAAAAGGAUCUAAUUGUCAAGGACCAUGGAAUUCGCCUUCUUGAGGCACAGAUUGCAACUGGUGGAAUCAUCGAUCCAGUGUACAGUCAUAGAGUGCCAGUAGAGGUGGCGUACCAGAGAGGAUACUUUGAUGAGGAAAUGAACCAGAUCCUCGAUGACCCUGACGAUGACACCAAGGGCUUUUUUGACCCCAACACACAAGAGAACCUUACCUACCUGCAGCUUGUGGAGAGGUGUGUGACAGACCCAGAUACUGGCCUUAGCUUACUCGUAAUUGUCAAAAAAGGAGAGUUUUACUUCUUCAUUGAUGAGCAAACCAAGAACAUUCUAAAGGCUAUGACAACAACUAAGGCCGGAGGCAAAUUUCAAGGACAGAAAGUAUCUCUAUGGGAUCUCCUCUACUCAAAAUAUAUCACAGAGGAGAGAAGGAGAGAGCUUGUGCAGCAGUAUAAAUCUGGAGCAAUCACUAUUGAACGCUUCAUGGAGAUUAUCCUAGCAAGUAUUCAACAAAAGACUACCACCACAAUAACCACAACAUCUUCAGUGUCAACAUGCACACCACCACCUGACACAAAGUCAGAGAAAACAACCAUUACCACAACAACAACAGAGACAAGCUUCCAUGGUAUCAGGAAGAAUGUCACCGCUGGCGAGCUGCUUGCCUCAAAAAUCAUUGACAAGAAACUCUAUGAAGACCUCAACACAGGAAAAGUCACAGUGAACCAAGUGAGUGAAAUGGACUCAGUACACAAGUACUUGGAGGGAACUAAUAGCAUUGCAGGUGUAUAUGUUCAGUCCACCAAACAGACCAUGAGCAUCUACGAGGCCAAAUCCAAAGGUCUUCUAACUCCUGGAACCUCUCUGGUUCUGCUGGAGGCUCAAGCUGCCACUGGAUUUGUCAUUGACCCAGUGAAGAACAAGAAGCUCUCUGUAGAAGAGGCAGCCGCUCAAGGUGUGGUUGGGAACGAGUGGAAGAACAAACUGCUUUCAGCAGAGAGGGCAGUCACUGGAUACAAGGAUCCCUACACAGGCAACACAAUUUCCUUGUUCCAGGCCUUGAAAAAGGAUCUAAUUGUCAAGGACCAUGGAAUUCGCCUUCUUGAGGCACAGAUUGCAACUGGUGGAAUCAUCGAUCCAGUGUACAGUCAUAGAGUGCCAGUAGAGGUGGCGUACCAGAGAGGAUACUUUGAUGAGGAAAUGAACCAGAUCCUCGAUGACCCUGACGAUGACACCAAGGGCUUUUUUGACCCCAACACACAAGAGAACCUUACCUACCUGCAGCUUGUGGAGAGGUGUGUGACAGACCCAGAUACUGGCCUUAGCUUACUCGUAAUUGUCAAAAAAGGAGAGUUUUACUUCUUCAUUGAUGAGCAAACCAAGAACAUUCUAAAGGCUAUGACAACAACUAAGGCCGGAGGCAAAUUUCAAGGACAGAAAGUAUCUCUAUGGGAUCUCCUCUACUCAAAAUAUAUCACAGAGGAGAGAAGGAGAGAGCUUGUGCAGCAGUAUAAAUCUGGAGCAAUCACUAUUGAACGCUUCAUGGAGAUUAUCCUAGCAAGUAUUCAACAAAAGACUACCACCACAAUAACCACAACAUCUUCAGUGUCAACAUGCACACCACCACCUGACACAAAGUCAGAGAAAACAACCAUUACCACAACAACAACAGAGACAAGCUUCCAUGGUAUCAGGAAGAAUGUCACCGCUGGCGAGCUGCUUGCCUCAAAAAUCAUUGACAAGAGACUCUAUGAAGACCUCAACACAGGAAAAGUCACAGUGAACCAAGUGAGUGAAAUGGACUCAGUACACAAGUACUUGGAGGGAACUAAUAGCAUUGCAGGUGUAUAUGUUCAGUCCACCAAACAGACCAUGAGCAUCUACGAGGCCAAAUCCAAAGGUCUUCUAACUCCUGGAACCUCUCUGGUUCUGCUGGAGGCUCAAGCUGCCACUGGAUUUGUCAUUGACCCAGUGAAGAACAAGAAGCUCUCUGUAGAAGAGGCAGCCGCUCAAGGUGUGGUUGGGAACGAGUGGAAGAACAAACUGCUUUCAGCAGAGAGGGCAGUCACUGGAUACAAGGAUCCCUACACAGGCAACACAAUUUCCUUGUUCCAGGCCUUGAAAAAGGAUCUAAUUGUCAAGGACCAUGGAAUUCGCCUUCUUGAGGCACAGAUUGCAACUGGUGGAAUCAUCGAUCCAGUGUACAGUCAUAGAGUGCCAGUAGAGGUGGCGUACCAGAGAGGAUACUUUGAUGAGGAAAUGAACCAGAUCCUCGAUGACCCUGACGAUGACACCAAGGGCUUUUUUGACCCCAACACACAAGAGAACCUUACCUACCUGCAGCUUGUGGAGAGGUGUGUGACAGACCCAGAUACUGGCCUUAGCUUACUCGUAAUUGUCAAAAAAGGAGAGUUUUACUUCUUCAUUGAUGAGCAAACCAAGAACAUUCUAAAGGCUAUGACAACAACUAAGGCCGGAGGCAAAUUUCAAGGACAGAAAGUAUCUCUAUGGGAUCUCCUCUACUCAAAAUAUAUCACAGAGGAGAGAAGGAGAGAGCUUGUGCAGCAGUAUAAAUCUGGAGCAAUCACUAUUGAACGCUUCAUGGAGAUUAUCCUAGCAAGUAUUCAACAAAAGACUACCACCACAAUAACCACAACAUCUUCAGUGUCAACAUGCACACCACCACCUGACACAAAGUCAGAGAAAACAACCAUUACCACAACAACAACAGAGACAAGCUUCCAUGGUAUCAGGAAGAAUGUCACCGCUGGCGAGCUGCUUGCCUCAAAAAUCAUUGACAAGAGACUCUAUGAAGACCUCAACACAGGAAAAGUCACAGUGAACCAAGUGAGUGAAAUGGACUCAGUACAAAAGUACUUGGAGGGAACUAAUAGCAUUGCAGGUGUAUAUGUUCAGUCCACCAAACAGACCAUGAGCAUCUACGAGGCCAAAUCCAAAGGUCUUCUAACUCCUGGAACCUCUCUGGUUCUGCUGGAGGCUCAAGCUGCCACUGGAUUUGUCAUUGACCCAGUGAAGAACAAGAAGCUCUCUGUAGAAGAGGCAGCCGCUCAAGGUGUGGUUGGGAACGAGUGGAAGAACAAACUGCUUUCAGCAGAGAGGGCAGUCACUGGAUACAAGGAUCCCUACACAGGCAACACAAUUUCCUUGUUCCAGGCCUUGAAAAAGGAUCUAAUUGUCAAGGACCAUGGAAUUCGCCUUCUUGAGGCACAGAUUGCAACUGGUGGAAUCAUCGAUCCAGUGUACAGUCAUAGAGUGCCAGUAGAGGUGGCGUACCAGAGAGGAUACUUUGAUGAGGAAAUGAACCAGAUCCUCGAUGACCCUGACGAUGACACCAAGGGCUUUUUUGACCCCAACACACAAGAGAACCUUACCUACCUGCAGCUUGUGGAGAGGUGUGUGACAGACCCAGAUACUGGCCUUAGCUUACUCGUAAUUGUCAAAAAAGGAGAGUUUUACUUCUUCAUUGAUGAGCAAACCAAGAACAUUCUAAAGGCUAUGACAACAACUAAGGCCGGAGGCAAAUUUCAAGGACAGAAAGUAUCUCUAUGGGAUCUCCUCUACUCAAAAUAUAUCACAGAGGAGAGAAGGAGAGAGCUUGUGCAGCAGUAUAAAUCUGGAGCAAUCACUAUUGAACGCUUCAUGGAGAUUAUCCUAGCAAGUAUUCAACAAAAGACUACCACCACAAUAACCACAACAUCUUCAGUGUCAACAUGCACACCACCACCUGACACAAAGUCAGAGAAAACAACCAUUACCACAACAACAACAGAGACAAGCUUCCAUGGUAUCAGGAAGAAUGUCACCGCUGGCGAGCUGCUUGCCUCAAAAAUCAUUGACAAGAGACUCUAUGAAGACCUCAACACAGGAAAAGUCACAGUGAACCAAGUGAGUGAAAUGGACUCAGUACACAAGUACUUGGAGGGAACUAAUAGCAUUGCAGGUGUAUAUGUUCAGUCCACCAAACAGACCAUGAGCAUCUACGAGGCCAAAUCCAAAGGUCUUCUAACUCCUGGAACCUCUCUGGUUCUGCUGGAGGCUCAAGCUGCCACUGGAUUUGUCAUUGACCCAGUGAAGAACAAGAAGCUCUCUGUAGAAGAGGCAGCCGCUCAAGGUGUGGUUGGGAACGAGUGGAAGAACAAACUGCUUUCAGCAGAGAGGGCAGUCACUGGAUACAAGGAUCCCUACACAGGCAACACAAUUUCCUUGUUCCAGGCCUUGAAAAAGGAUCUAAUUGUCAAGGACCAUGGAAUUCGCCUUCUUGAGGCACAGAUUGCAACUGGUGGAAUCAUCGAUCCAGUGUACAGUCAUAGAGUGCCAGUAGAGGUGGCGUACCAGAGAGGAUACUUUGAUGAGGAAAUGAACCAGAUCCUCGAUGACCCUGACGAUGACACCAAGGGCUUUUUUGACCCCAACACACAAGAGAACCUUACCUACCUGCAGCUUGUGGAGAGGUGUGUGACAGACCCAGAUACUGGCCUUAGCUUACUCGUAAUUGUCAAAAAAGGAGAGUUUUACUUCUUCAUUGAUGAGCAAACCAAGAACAUUCUAAAGGCUAUGACAACAACUAAGGCCGGAGGCAAAUUUCAAGGACAGAAAGUAUCUCUAUGGGAUCUCCUCUACUCAAAAUAUAUCACAGAGGAGAGAAGGAGAGAGCUUGUGCAGCAGUAUAAAUCUGGAGCAAUCACUAUUGAACGCUUCAUGGAGAUUAUCCUAGCAAGUAUUCAACAAAAGACUACCACCACAAUAACCACAACAUCUUCAGUGUCAACAUGCACACCACCACCUGACACAAAGUCAGAGAAAACAACCAUUACCACAACAACAACAGAGACAAGCUUCCAUGGUAUCAGGAAGAAUGUCACCGCUGGCGAGCUGCUUGCCUCAAAAAUCAUUGACAAGAGACUCUAUGAAGACCUCAACACAGGAAAAGUCACAGUGAACCAAGUGAGUGAAAUGGACUCAGUACAAAAGUACUUGGAGGGAACUAAUAGCAUUGCAGGUGUAUAUGUUCAGUCCACCAAACAGACCAUGAGCAUCUACGAGGCCAAAUCCAAAGGUCUUCUAACUCCUGGAACCUCUCUGGUUCUGCUGGAGGCUCAAGCUGCCACUGGAUUUGUCAUUGACCCAGUGAAGAACAAGAAGCUCUCUGUAGAAGAGGCAGCCGCUCAAGGUGUGGUUGGGAACGAGUGGAAGAACAAACUGCUUUCAGCAGAGAGGGCAGUCACUGGAUACAAGGAUCCCUACACAGGCAACACAAUUUCCUUGUUCCAGGCCUUGAAAAAGGAUCUAAUUGUCAAGGACCAUGGAAUUCGCCUUCUUGAGGCACAGAUUGCAACUGGUGGAAUCAUCGAUCCAGUGUACAGUCAUAGAGUGCCAGUAGAGGUGGCGUACCAGAGAGGAUACUUUGAUGAGGAAAUGAACCAGAUCCUCGAUGACCCUGACGAUGACACCAAGGGCUUUUUUGACCCCAACACACAAGAGAACCUUACCUACCUGCAGCUUGUGGAGAGGUGUGUGACAGACCCAGAUACUGGCCUUAAACUCGUAAUUGUCAAAAAAGGAGAGUUUUACUUCUUCAUUGAUGAGCAAACCAAGAACAUUCUAAAGGCUAUGACAACAACUAAGGCCGGAGGCAAAUUUCAAGGACAGAAAGUAUCUCUAUGGGAUCUCCUCUACUCAAAAUAUAUCACAGAGGAGAGAAGGAGAGAGCUUGUGCAGCAGUAUAAAUCUGGAGCAAUCACUAUUGAACGCUUCAUGGAGAUUAUCCUAGCAAGUAUUCAACAAAAGACUACCACCACAAUAACCACAACAUCUUCAGUGUCAACAUGCACACCACCACCUGACACAAAGUCAGAGAAAACAACCAUUACCACAACAACAACAGAGACAAGCUUCCAUGGUAUCAGGAAGAAUGUCACCGCUGGCGAGCUGCUUGCCUCAAAAAUCAUUGACAAGAGACUCUAUGAAGACCUCAACACAGGAAAAGUCACAGUGAACCAAGUGAGUGAAAUGGACUCAGUACAAAAGUACUUGGAGGGAACUAAUAGCAUUGCAGGUGUAUAUGUUCAGUCCACCAAACAGACCAUGAGCAUCUACGAGGCCAAAUCCAAAGGUCUUCUAACUCCUGGAACCUCUCUGGUUCUGCUGGAGGCUCAAGCUGCCACUGGAUUUGUCAUUGACCCAGUGAAGAACAAGAAGCUCUCUGUAGAAGAGGCAGCCGCUCAAGGUGUGGUUGGGAACGAGUGGAAGAACAAACUGCUUUCAGCAGAGAGGGCAGUCACUGGAUACAAGGAUCCCUACACAGGCAACACAAUUUCCUUGUUCCAGGCCUUGAAAAAGGAUCUAAUUGUCAAGGACCAUGGAAUUCGCCUUCUUGAGGCACAGAUUGCAACUGGUGGAAUCAUCGAUCCAGUGUACAGUCAUAGAGUGCCAGUAGAGGUGGCGUACCAGAGAGGAUACUUUGAUGAGGAAAUGAACCAGAUCCUCGAUGACCCUGACGAUGACACCAAGGGCUUUUUUGACCCCAACACACAAGAGAACCUUACCUACCUGCAGCUUGUGGAGAGGUGUGUGACAGACCCAGAUACUGGCCUUAGCUUACUCGUAAUUGUCAAAAAAGGAGAGUUUUACUUCUUCAUUGAUGAGCAAACCAAGAACAUUCUAAAGGCUAUGACAACAACUAAGGCCGGAGGCAAAUUUCAAGGACAGAAAGUAUCUCUAUGGGAUCUCCUCUACUCAAAAUAUAUCACAGAGGAGAGAAGGAGAGAGCUUGUGCAGCAGUAUAAAUCUGGAGCAAUCACUAUUGAACGCUUCAUGGAGAUUAUCCUAGCAAGUAUUCAACAAAAGACUACCACCACAAUAACCACAACAUCUUCAGUGUCAACAUGCACACCACCACCUGACACAAAGUCAGAGAAAACAACCAUUACCAUAACAACAACAGAGACAAGCUUCCAUGGUAUCAGGAAGAAUGUCACUGCUGGCGAGCUGCUUGCCUCAAAAAUCAUUGACAAGAAACUCUAUGAAGACCUCAACACAGGAAAAGUCACAGUGAACCAAGUGAGUGAAAUGGACUCAGUACAAAAGUACUUGGAGGGAACUAAUAGCAUUGCAGGUGUAUAUGUUCAGUCCACCAAACAGACCAUGAGCAUCUACGAGGCCAAAUCCAAAGGUCUUCUAACUCCUGGAACCUCUCUGGUUCUGCUGGAGGCUCAAGCUGCCACUGGAUUUGUCAUUGACCCAGUGAAGAACAAGAAGCUCUCUGUAGAAGAGGCAGCCGCUCAAGGUGUGGUUGGGAACGAGUGGAAGAACAAACUGCUUUCAGCAGAGAGGGCAGUCACUGGAUACAAGGAUCCCUACACAGGCAACACAAUUUCCUUGUUCCAGGCCUUGAAAAAGGAUCUAAUUGUCAAGGACCAUGGAAUUCGCCUUCUUGAGGCACAGAUUGCAACUGGUGGAAUCAUCGAUCCAGUGUACAGUCAUAGAGUGCCAGUAGAGGUGGCGUACCAGAGAGGAUACUUUGAUGAGGAAAUGAACCAGAUCCUCGAUGACCCUGACGAUGACACCAAGGGCUUUUUUGACCCCAACACACAAGAGAACCUUACCUACCUGCAGCUUGUGGAGAGGUGUGUGACAGACCCAGAUACUGGCCUUAGCUUACUCGUAAUUGAAAAAGGAGAGUUUUACUUCUUCAUUGAUGAGCAAACCAAGAACAUUCUAAAGGCUAUGACAACAACUAAGGCCGGAGGCAAAUUUCAAGGACAGAAAGUAUCUCUAUGGGAUCUCCUCUACUCAAAAUAUAUCACAGAGGAGAGAAGGAGAGAGCUUGUGCAGCAGUAUAAAUCUGGAGCAAUCACUAUUGAACGCUUCAUGGAGAUUAUCCUAGCAAGUAUUCAACAAAAGACUACCACCACAAUAACCACAACAUCUUCAGUGUCAACAUGCACACCACCACCUGACACAAAGUCAGAGAAAACAACCAUUACCACAACAACAACAGAGACAAGCUUCCAUGGUAUCAGGAAGAAUGUCACCGCUGGCGAGCUGCUUGCCUCAAAAAUCAUUGACAAGAGACUCUAUGAAGACCUCAACACAGGAAAAGUCACAGUGAACCAAGUGAGUGAAAUGGACUCAGUACAAAAGUACUUGGAGGGAACUAAUAGCAUUGCAGGUGUAUAUGUUCAGUCCACCAAACAGACCAUGAGCAUCUACGAGGCCAAAUCCAAAGGUCUUCUAACUCCUGGAACCUCUCUGGUUCUGCUGGAGGCUCAAGCUGCCACUGGAUUUGUCAUUGACCCAGUGAAGAACAAGAAGCUCUCUGUAGAAGAGGCAGCCGCUCAAGGUGUGGUUGGGAACGAGUGGAAGAACAAACUGCUUUCAGCAGAGAGGGCAGUCACUGGAUACAAGGAUCCCUACACAGGCAACACAAUUUCCUUGUUCCAGGCCUUGAAAAAGGAUCUAAUUGUCAAGGACCAUGGAAUUCGCCUUCUUGAGGCACAGAUUGCAACUGGUGGAAUCAUCGAUCCAGUGUACAGUCAUAGAGUGCCAGUAGAGGUGGCGUACCAGAGAGGAUACUUUGAUGAGGAAAUGAACCAGAUCCUCGAUGACCCUGACGAUGACACCAAGGUUUUUGACCCCAACACACAAGAGAACCUUACCUACCUGCAGCUUGUGGAGAGGUGUGUGACAGACCCAGAUACUGGCCUUAGCUUACUCGUAAUUGUCAAAAAAGGAGAGUUUUACUUCUUCAUUGAUGAGCAAACCAAGAACAUUCUAAAGGCUAUGACAACAACUAAGGCCGGAGGCAAAUUUCAAGGACAGAAAGUAUCUCUAUGGGAUCUCCUCUACUCAAAAUAUAUCACAGAGGAGAGAAGGAGAGAGCUUGUGCAGCAGUAUAAAUCUGGAGCAAUCACUAUUGAACGCUUCAUGGAGAUUAUCCUAGCAAGUAUUCAACAAAAGACUACCACCACAAUAACCACAACAUCUUCAGUGUCAACAUGCACACCACCACCUGACACAAAGUCAGAGAAAACAACCAUUACCACAACAACAACAGAGACAAGCUUCCAUGGUAUCAGGAAGAAUGUCACCGCUGGCGAGCUGCUUGCCUCAAAAAUCAUUGACAAGAAACUCUAUGAAGACCUCAACACAGGAAAAGUCACAGUGAACCAAGUGAGUGAAAUGGACUCAGUACACAAGUACUUGGAGGGAACUAAUAGCAUUGCAGGUGUAUAUGUUCAGUCCACCAAACAGACCAUGAGCAUCUACGAGGCCAAAUCCAAAGGUCUUCUAACUCCUGGAACCUCUCUGGUUCUGCUGGAGGCUCAAGCUGCCACUGGAUUUGUCAUUGACCCAGUGAAGAACAAGAAGCUCUCUGUAGAAGAGGCAGCCGCUCAAGGUGUGGUUGGGAACGAGUGGAAGAACAAACUGCUUUCAGCAGAGAGGGCAGUCACUGGAUACAAGGAUCCCUACACAGGCAACACAAUUUCCUUGUUCCAGGCCUUGAAAAAGGAUCUAAUUGUCAAGGACCAUGGAAUUCGCCUUCUUGAGGCACAGAUUGCAACUGGUGGAAUCAUCGAUCCAGUGUACAGUCAUAGAGUGCCAGUAGAGGUGGCGUACCAGAGAGGAUACUUUGAUGAGGAAAUGAACCAGAUCCUCGAUGACCCUGACGAUGACACCAAGGUUUUUGACCCCAACACACAAGAGAACCUUACCUACCUGCAGCUUGUGGAGAGGUGUGUGACAGACCCAGAUACUGGCCUUAGCUUACUCGUAAUUGUCAAAAAAGGAGAGUUUUACUUCUUCAUUGAUGAGCAAACCAAGAACAUUCUAAAGGCUAUGACAACAACUAAGGCCGGAGGCAAAUUUCAAGGACAGAAAGUAUCUCUAUGGGAUCUCCUCUACUCAAAAUAUAUCACAGAGGAGAGAAGGAGAGAGCUUGUGCAGCAGUAUAAAUCUGGAGCAAUCACUAUUGAACGCUUCAUGGAGAUUAUCCUAGCAAGUAUUCAACAAAAGACUACCACCACAAUAACCACAACAUCUUCAGUGUCAACAUGCACACCACCACCUGACACAAAGUCAGAGAAAACAACCAUUACCACAACAACAACAGAGACAAGCUUCCAUGGUAUCAGGAAGAAUGUCACCGCUGGCGAGCUGCUUGCCUCAAAAAUCAUUGACAAGAAACUCUAUGAAGACCUCAACACAGGAAAAGUCACAGUGAACCAAGUGAGUGAAAUGGACUCAGUACACAAGUACUUGGAGGGAACUAAUAGCAUUGCAGGUGUAUAUGUUCAGUCCACCAAACAGACCAUGAGCAUCUAUGAGGCCAAAUCCAAAGGUCUUCUAACUCCUGGAACCUCUCUGGUUCUGCUGGAGGCUCAAGCUGCCACUGGAUUUGUCAUUGACCCAGUGAAGAACAAGAAGCUCUCUGUAGAAGAGGCAGCCGCUCAAGGUGUGGUUGGGAACGAGUGGAAGAACAAACUGCUUUCAGCAGAGAGGGCAGUCACUGGAUACAAGGAUCCCUACACAGGCAACACAAUUUCCUUGUUCCAGGCCUUGAAAAAGGAUCUAAUUGUCAAGGACCAUGGAAUUCGCCUUCUUGAGGCACAGAUUGCAACUGGUGGAAUCAUCGAUCCAGUGUACAGUCAUAGAGUGCCAGUAGAGGUGGCGUACCAGAGAGGAUACUUUGAUGAGGAAAUGAACCAGAUCCUCGAUGACCCUGACGAUGACACCAAGGGCUUUUUUGACCCCAACACACAAGAGAACCUCACCUACUUGCAGCUUCUGGAGAGGUGUGUGAGGGACCCAGACAGUGGUCUUAGCUUUCUGUCUCUGAAUAAAUGAGCUCAUACGGAUUUGUCGUAAAAUUGUUUUCAAAGAUGUGCAGAUGUUUUAUCUUUAUUUUAUCACAUAUAAAUGCUUUCUUUGUUGAUGUUUGGCGAAUUAUUCUGAAUUGAAUAUAAUAAAAAGCCAUUUUUUAAGUGAA
Molecule: messenger RNA, 24454 nt
Organism: Oncorhynchus tshawytscha (Chinook salmon)
Lineage: Eukaryota; Metazoa; Chordata; Actinopteri; Salmoniformes; Salmonidae
Gene: eppk1
Product: epiplakin 1
Biological process (GO): intermediate filament cytoskeleton organization; wound healing; hemidesmosome assembly
Cellular component (GO): focal adhesion; sarcolemma; hemidesmosome
Molecular function (GO): cadherin binding; ankyrin binding; structural constituent of cytoskeleton
Source: RefSeq, a predicted model, not a curated record